Ostreobium quekettii is the source of this 1539-nucleotide messenger RNA. NCBI's taxonomy places the organism in Eukaryota, Viridiplantae, Chlorophyta, Ulvophyceae, Bryopsidales, Ostreobiaceae. The record is from the annotation of a GenBank genome assembly.
GUGGAAACCCCUGAGCAAUCUGCGAGCGUCACGGGUGGCCUUGCUCAUGCGGACCUGCUGCCAAACUUUGCACCUGUACGCCUGCCUGCAAGCCGCAGUGACGAAUUGGAGGCGGGCAAGUCGACGAUCUUCAGGAAAGCGUCAUCCCUCAUGGAUGUCUUUCAGAGCAAGCUAGAUGUGAAGGCACCUGUGUAUGUCACACAUCCAACUCCCUCAAGCCCCCCCAGCACCCCAGGUAAAUUACGCUCAGCGCCUUCAUGGGCAGCUCGUGCCGGGGUUGCAAGGCCAAGUCUGCACCAGAGGCGGGCCUCAAACACUGGCCUACGUGUCAGAGUCGAGCCCUCUGACAUAUCAGAAAUGAUGUCAGUUGUGUCACUGGCAAGUGAGCCAACGGGUACCCUGACCCCCACACUGGCAUAUGCCAAAUUCGCGCCCAAGGACUUCUUGGAGCUCAGCUCCGUUCGUUCGGAGAUGGGCAGCCAGGCUUCAGCGUCCCCACGUACGAUGGCCAGCACAACGGGUGGUGACACACCCUUUGGUGAUUGGAGGAGGGGCCAAUCAGUGAGCACGGACACUGCUGGAGAGGGAUUCCAGCCAUUCCUGCAGAGUGGGAGCUUUGACGACAGUGCCGAGAGCCAGAUUGGUGCAGAUCUGUCCCGUGAUGAUGUGAGCUUUGCCUCGGCGGGUGACAGUGCCAACAGCACUCUGGGCCCUGGCUUGUGGCUGGCUGAGUGGCGGUUGAGGAAGGCACUGAGUGCUGAGGACAUGUUUGAGGACCUGUUUGUUGAGCUCACCCUCACAGCAGCCUGGUGCUAUGCAAGGGCUGGGCGCAUACGUACAAGCGUCAUCCUGCGUGUGGAUGUUGCCCCGCUGCUGCUGCGGCAUGGCAUGGUGGCCCAGGCACAGCAGCUGUACCGCCUUAAAUGCGAGAUGUAUGCCAAGGAGGGUUGGCCAGUCCUGAUGGAGGAUGUCUUGCCAUGCUACGCAGCCUCCCUGCGGGCUUCAGACCCUGCAGGCCUCAUGGCAGUGUGCCUGACGAUGCUGGCACUGCCUGCUGGGCUUGUGGGCCAGGAGGACAGGGUCCAGCUGCAGGAAGAAUUUGAAGAGUGUGGUAGAAUUCUGGAGGACAGGGGAGCCAAGUCACUAGUGGCACUUCCAGCUCUGCAGAUAUCACCGUUGAAGCUCGGGUGCUCCUCGUUCUUUGGAGACGUCGAUGACAACGCGGAGCCGGUGCUCGUUCCCCCUGCUUGUGCAGCGUCUGGCAGUGGGGAAGGAGUCCAUUCCCGGGGGGCCCUUCUGGCCCACGCCGGGGACAUCGUUGAGCUGGACGUGGAGGUGCGCAGCACAUUGCCUCGGCCAUUGAAGGUAACCAACGCCAGCCUCACGCUGCUGUUGGUUGGCGGCCGAGCACUGGAAACAGAGAUGGGUGCGUUGCUCGCAGUGGCUCGACUGCACUGUCUGUUCUGGUGCUGCCCAUGCAUGAUUCGAAAUGUCAUUGUGAACAUGGCUUCUUCCUUUGAGCUCAGCUGUGCCUUUUGA